UAGAUUAGUGAUUAGAGGCGGUUGUGUUGUUAUAUUGCGUGUGAAUCCCUUAGUACUGAAGUUUUGUUAUCGUGUUUUAGCUGUUUACCAUCGAGAUCUGCUAAAUAUUCACGAAUAGAAUCGAAUUAUAUACGUUAUUUUACAUCGCAUGAAACAGGAAGGGAUCAGCAGUUCAUGGAAGACAGUCGGCAUAAAACGGAAGACGGCACUCAUCAGGAGGACACUGAACACAGCACUAAAGAAUCGAGCUCAUCUCCAUCUGUCCCAUCUCACACUACCCUUACCUGUGCUUUCACCCAAACACCCUCCCCCUGUCCUGUCGUCGAGGGUUCAUGCGACCCCCCUGAGGGAGGGAAUGAUGCAAAGCGGACCGCUGUGGCCAACGGACUGCCCCUCUCCACUGUGUCGCAGCGCUACAUGCCCCGUGAGGUGCCCCCACGCUUCCGGAACCAGCAGGAACCAAAAGUGCUACUGAAGAGGGGCCAGCCUCCACUGUCCAGUAUGCUGCUGGGGGGUGGGAACGGAGGGGAAGCCACGCCCUCCCCUAAUGCAAGUACAGCUGACGCUUCAGAUCCUACUGUAGAUCAACAACUUCACUCAACAUCUGAUGCCUCUGCUACUCACACUUAUGCAAAUUACACAUGGGGGCUGGGCUCAGGAUUUCGACCCUCGGCUCAGGGAAUGGACAAGGUUAUAGUUGACAAUUCUGAUAUGGAGAAAUGGCCAAGUGUCAAUGAGAGUGUAAGACUGGAAGAUUCUGCAGCCAAGAGCAGCAGUGCCUCAUGGGAUUGUGAUUUGACACCAGAGGAGAAAAUAUCUGUUGGGCUGAGAAUGGACAGUUCUCCUCUUUGUGAAUAUGCAGAAGAGGGGGGUUCAUCCUCACAAACUGAGAAUAAAGAAUCCAUUAAAGGAGUUUAUGAGUCCUUUAAUUCCAAGGUGUUGCAUCCUGCUGGAAACAGGGAGGGGACUCAAGGACUAAACCCAAACUACAGCCAUCCAUCAUGGGCUGCCCCCCUGCAAGAUAGUCCUGAUGGAACAGCCUCAAGCAGAGGACUCUUAACUCACACUGCCUCUGAGGAAUCUCUUCCCAUACCCUUGAGUCCACUGCACCAAACGCUCAGCAAGAACAGAGAGUGUAUUAUGGCUGACUGGAUGGAGCUUAAAGCUGGACCAAAUGUUAUUGACUGCAAAGAGGGUGGUGUCACAUGUGCAGAUGUGUGGGAUACAGGUACAGAGACUGUUGGGAGGGAAAGUAAUGCAGCAGGUGGGGAAGGACGUUUAGGUGAUCGCACUGGCAUCUCUCAGGUAACUUUGGAUAAAGAGACUGUAGGUUCAAAUGAGCAGGCAGCUGCAGAAUGGACCUCAGACUCUGUUGGAGCAUCAAGAGAGGAUGUGAGGAAGAGCUCUACGGACAGCACAGAUUGUUUACAGGACUCGUCAAUGUUUGCAACCAAUACAGUGGCAUCAAGAGAUGACAAUCAGAAAAGGAUUGAUAGUUGGGGUGAGUCUAAAGGAGAAUCUACUGACAGGAAAAGCAGUGAGGAAGAGACGCUGGUCCAAAGCCCCUCUAGAGAUCAGUCCCUCCACUCUGAAGAGGCCUUACAGAGUGUGAUCAAUCGCACUAACCUGGAUCCUAGAGUGCUGUGCAACACCGGAUGGGGUAAGACACAAAUCAAGCAGAAUGUCGCCUGGGAUCUAGAGGUGAACAUUAGGAAUGUUGACUGGAAUCAAGAGGUGGACACUGGCCACAGUAAGGAAGGUUGGCAGGAUGGAGGUGAGGCCUCUCAUUCCAAUUCCAAGAUGCAGAAGCGUGAGGGAUUGGAAGGCAGCCAGAGUCAAUUGGUUAGAGGUAAAGGGUGGGGUAGUGAUGAGCAGAAGUGGGAUGAGAGGAAGAUGGAGAAAGAUGAUGGUUGGGGAGAAGCCCAGGUGAACGAAGGUACAUGCAGGAGGGAAGGAAUGGGGAAGGACCAAGGUGGUGGAAGUGAUUGGGGACAGAGGGCCCCUUUGCCCAAGGGAGGAGGCUGGAAGGAAGAGAGAGGCAGUGACCGCAAGAAUCAGGAUGAGGGGUUAUGGGGUAUCUCUGAAGAUACUGGGCAACGGAGUGCUGGCUGGGGAGGUAAUGGAGGAGUCAGUGUCAAACAGCACCAAGGAUGGGGUGAUAAGCCUUCUCCAUCACAAAUACCAAACAAACAAAUAGCACUUAAAACGCAAAAUCCACAGCAGCAGCAAUCGCAGACCCAACAGCAAAUGCCGGGACAUCCAAAAUCCUUGCAGGACAGCAGGGGUUAUCCAGGAGGGCCAGAUGGUCAGAGCAAAGGGUCGGGAUGGACAUGUGGCCCCAUCCCUCAGAUGUCUUCAGUUGUAGAGCCAAGUGGGUGGGAGGAACCCUCGCCUCAGUCCAUCAGUCGGAAAGUGGAGAUUGAUGAUGGCACGUCUGCAUGGGGUGAUCCUUCACGCUACAGCAGCAGGAACGUCAAUCUGUGGGAUAAGAACAGCUCAAAGACUCAACAGCAAAGUUGCCAACAAAGUCUACAGCAGUCGUCUGAAAGACAGGCUGAAGCUCCAUCUAAGAACUCUAUUCCAUCAACAUGGGGACGCAGCAGUGGUCCCCCAGAUCAGUCCACGGACAACAGCUCAACUGCUUGGGGGAAAUCAUUUGAUGGGUCAACUGGCUGGGGAGACUCGGAGGAACAGGGGAAAGGGGGAGGAUGGGCAAACUCACGUUCCCAUCCAGCCAAGUCUGGUUCAAAAUCCAUGCAAGAGGGUUGGGGUGAUGAAGGCUCAAAUUCAUCCCGCCACCAGAGCUGGGAGGAAGAGAAUGGUAGAACUGGUGUCUGGGGCAGUAGGGAAUCCCAAAGCAGCAUGUCCACAUACAACUCCGGGGGAUGGGGGCAGGGGCAGGGGGCUAGAAGACAUAACAACAAGAGCCCCCUGAAAGGUAACAGCGGGGACUCAUGGGCAACUCCUGUGAGUCGGCAGUUCUCAAACAUGGGCAUCAUGGAUGAAGACUCCAACGUGGGUCAGGAAAGACAUGACAGGAGAGGAAUGAACGAUGGAGAAAUGCGAAGAGGGGGCAGGGUUGGAGGAGGGUUUCGAUCACAAAAUUCCAAAGAGACCACACCUGGGGAAAGUGGGACAUACCUGGACAAGGUUGGGGGUCAUGGUAUGUUUGGCAGCAGUGGUAUUUCUCAGCUAAGAGGGAUGCAUCAAACUGCAGUGCACCCCCUAAACCCUUCCCCUGUGAUACGAGCACAAGUGCCUCAUCAGUUCCUGCCUCCUCAGGUGCCCGGGCCUAUGCUAAAACCAAUGGCACCACCCAGUGGUGGUAUGUUCCCUCCCCAGCUCUCCCCCCAGCACAUUGCCAUGCUUGGGGGUAUUCAUCCACACAUGCAGCAGUUCCAGCUAGCUUGUCAGCUCAUUCUCCAGCAGCAACAGCAGCAGCAGCAGCAACAACAACAACAGCAGCAGUUUUUGAAUCAGAGGAAGUUUCCUCCUCCUCCUCUAAGACAACAACAAGACCCACAGCAGUUGGCACGUAUCAUGGCUAUACUCCAGCAGCAACAGGGGGUGGGUGGGCCCAAACUCCCCUCAUCCCCCAUGGGAGGACAUACACCCAAAUAUCCAGACACGCCCCUCCAUCACCUGGGCGUAAAUGCCCACAAACAGCCGGACAUGCCCCUGCAUUCUGCCAUGGGUGGAUCUGAGCUGCACACCAAACCAAUGCCGGCUUUCACAGGUUUUGCAGGCGGUCCUGAUCUGGAUUCUCUGAGUUCUCCCGGUGGUUUAAAGGAUGGUGGGGGACCUCAGUCUCGCUAUAAAUGGAUGAUGGAUGGAAACAGUCUGACGCCCUCACCAGAACCCACACUGCACAAUGGACCAGUAAAGUUGGGAGGCGGCUCUUUAUACUCUCAGUAUGAUGUGUUGGGUGGCAGUUGGAACAGAACCGGAAGUGGCAAAGUAGACGCGUCUCCUGCCAACCCCACCUGGCCUCCAGAGUUUCAGCCGGGUGUCCCAUGGAAGGGCGUCCAAAGUCCUGAGCUCGAGCCUGACCCCUACAUGACCCCUGCAGGAAUGCUGGGACCCACCGUGCUCAGUGAUACAGAACAUCACCUGCUGCAAGACAACACAGGAUCAAACUCUUCACUAAACACCUGUUUGCCUUCACCUGGUGCCUGGCCGUUCAGUGCCUCAGACCCCCCCAUCACUGCACACGGCACAGCUAAAUACCCCGAGUUAAAGUCCAGUUGGCCGCCUGAGCCCAUUGGACACAGCAAAUCAUGGAGAACCAAUCGGAACAGUUCCCAUCUGCCCCGCCCCCCUCCAGGUCUCUCCAGUCAGAAGCAGUCAUGGUCAGCAGAGGGGCCGCGGAUGCCCAGAGCAUGGGGUGGAGGGUCGAGCGGCCAGGAGUCGUCCUUUAAAUCAGAGUGGAGUGACGGUGGGGCAGGAAAGUCCUGGCUCCUACUGCGAAACCUCACACCUCAGAUUGACGGCUCGACCCUGAAGACGAUCUGUCUGCAGCACGGCCCCCUGAUGACCUUCCACCUCGGUCUGACCCAGGGUAGCGCUCUGAUUCGCUACAGCUCUCCUCACGAAGCUGCCAAAGCACAGAGCGCCCUGCAUAUGUGCGUUCUGGGAAACACCACCAUCCUGGCGGAGUUCAUGAGUGAGGAAGAGGUCAUCCAAUACUUCACACAUUCUCAGACCGCUGGGGUCACGGGGUCACCCGAGGGGUCGUCCAGCUCUGACCCCAGCUCACGAGAGCCCGAGGGCCGCGGGCGGAGGGGGGGAUGCAGAGGCAGGCGCGGGCUGGCAGGGUUUGGGAGUAACGGGUGGAUCUGGACUCGCUCUCCUCAGCCAAUGGAGCAACAGCGCAGGGGAGGGGGUGGGGAAAGGUGUCUGGGGGGGUGUGGCUCCAGGAUACCAUGGCAGCAGCCUGUGGGGCACACCUCAAUUGGAGGACAACCCAGCUGGAUUGUUGCCAGGCAACCUGCUUGGAGGUGGGACAGACAAUUUGUGAUUGACCCUGAUUGUGAGUUAUUUAAGUUCUGGUACAUGGAGUUUCGGCACCAAACAGAACCGUUGUCAAGCAUAUGGAAGCCCACAGAUGACAUGUCUCUUUUAUAAUGUUUCUUUGUUUUCUCAAGAAAAAGGGUGAAUCUGAUGAAAACAUGUAUGGUUCAUAUUUCACCCUAAAACUAAAAUAUAAAAAUAGGAAAUUAUAUUUAGCUAAAAGGAAAUGAAGCUUAUUUUAGGACCAGUAACAUUUGUUUGCAUUGUGACUUUAUUUAAGCACAUUUCUCCCAAAUUCUCAUUAUUGUAAAAUAUCCAGAGGUUACUUUUGAGUUAUAUUGUAAUUUAAUUAUUUUCAAUGCUGAUUUUAUAUAUAUAUAUAUAUAUAUAUAUAUAUAUAUAUUCAUAUCGGCAGAAAAUAAAGGCAGUUCAACAAAUAUUACUGUAAUGUAUAAUUUUUUUACAAUAAUGCAAAUUUUUGGAUGCUCAAUUGUCAUAAAAAUAAUUUCACAAUACAAAUAAACAAAUGACCCAGACAUGUUCUUACAAAUGUAUAUAGCUUGUUUUCUUAAGAUAUAACUUUCUUAAGUUGAGAUCAAUAUAGAAAUAAGAUUAGUAGUAUUAACGUCUGUCCUCUGUGGGCUUCCGUAGUUUUGCCGUUUGCUUUGGUGCCGCUACAGCUGCAGAAAUGACACGCUCCCAUUCAGACAUUUCCACACAAACACAGGACUUACUGACAGGCUUUUAUAUCCAGUGAGAAAUCAAACACAUGUGGAUGUGCUUACAGACAUUCAUCGCCAGAGUUAAGCUAUCGUGCAGGGACUGUUUCUAAAGGCCUUCUUUAACAAAGAUUUCAAACAAACAUCAAGUAUAAGUCUGAUGUUACGCUGACACACACAAGCGCAACUGUUUAACGCUUCCAUCUCAUGAAAACUACCAAUCAUAUUUUACUCCAAAAUCUAAAUCUUCUGUUUUUAAUUCAAUAAUGUAUGAAGAAAAUUAAGCACAUUUUUAGGACGUUGUUACUUUGUGUCGACUGUAAUGUCAAAAGAUAAUCGUAAGAAGUGUUUCUAAAUCAUGAGUCCAGACAGUGAUUGUCAUUCUUGUACUACAGUAGAUAACACUCAUUGUUAUGUGACAAUAUUUGGAAUGGAAAUGAUGUCACAAUGUAAUCGAUCUUAAUGGUCCUAUGAAUAGGCUUCAUGUUCUUUAUGCAAAGUAUAUAUAUAUAUAUAUAUCAUUUUCAUUUGGGGUUUUUGGGUGAAAUAUGACCUGGAAAUGUCUUCUCGAGAUGAUCACAGCAAGAGCUCAUUUGUUUAUUUAGUGUGAUUUAUUUUAUUGUAUUUUUUGCAAGAAUUCUUGAAGCUGGUUGAUAGUAUUACAGUGUCGCUGCCGUCAUGUGGCUUUAUUUUGAUACUGGGGUGAACAGCCAGAUAAACUCAUACAGACUAUCGCCGACCCUUUAGCAUUUAAUCACAAGCAGGAAAUGAAUUCUAGAUAUCUACAAUUACAAUUUCUACUAGUUCAAAUGCGAAUUCUUGAUAUCAGCGAUUGAAAAGUCUUGAUAUCAGUUGACUUGCACUUGUAAAAACAAUCAUUCAUUAUUAAAAUUAAUGUUCUCGAAAAUACCCAUAAAAAUUCAACUAGUUCGAAAAAUUGUAGUUGCUAAUUUCUCUUGUAGAACUUCACAAUGACGUUGUCUUCUCAUGAUUAAAAUAUAAUUACACGCAUCUAUAAUUCAUUUAUAACUAUUUGAAAGUCCACGUCAGCUAUGUGUUAACUAGUGAAUGUUUUAUAUAAAAGAUAUGUGUCAUUCUAGAACAAAUAUCUAUUUCUGUGAACUAUAACUACUGAAAAUACCAUUUCCAUAAUAUUGUAUUUUACAUGUCUGGAAAUGGAUGUCAGAUAUCAAUAAAUUACAGCGUAAUUUAAAUAUAGUUAUAAUCACAUUUCUGAUUUCACAAAUGAGCAUUUUUACUAGAUCUAAUUCAGUUGUUGAUAUCAGAAAUGAACUUUUGCAUUCGAUACAAUGUAACGUUUCACUAGUAAAAGCUGAAAUGUGACAUUUUUAUUUCAACUAUUUAGAAAUUGUAGUUAUUUGUAGUUGCGUUUUGAACAGGAAUAAAAAUAACAAAUAAAAUAAAUUUACUAGGUGAAUUUCUAUUUUUGAUAUCAGUAUAGUAAUUGCGUCAUUUUUUACCUCAAGAAUUAACGUGUUUUCACAUGUUUAAUGACAUUGUUUAUAUUAAGAAUUAUUAUUGCGAAUAGUGAAAUUUGAUUUGUAGAUAUCAUCAUUUCUGUCCUGCUGGUGGUGAAGUGUGGAGAGGGCUUGCGAUGACGUUCAUUUCUCCAGCGCAGCGUUCCCUGUGGAUUUGUGUAACUAAACACAUUUGACCUUUCACUGUUUCUUCUUCAUCUGUUUGUCAGGUUUGAUGUUGCAUUUAUGUUUGAUUUGAAUAUGUUUUUUUUGUAAUGCAUAUAAAGGUUCUCUUUAAAGACUGAGUGUGGGUGAAAUGUGUGACGAACAGGCGAAUGGGAAAUUCCUGUCUGUGCGCACUUUACUGUUUAUGAGUGGCUGCUUUAUGUUUAAAAGUUGUAAAAUGUUCAUUGUGUACUAUAUACUGUUGGUUGUGUUUUACAAAUCUUGGCAUUAGCGGGUUUCUGCGAUUUUGCGUUUCUUUUUUUAAACGUACUCAUGUAGCCUUUUAUAUCGGCUGAAUUGCAAUAAUGAUUCGACAAGCAUUUUAAAGACACAAAUGUGUGACGGCGUCUCUGCCAAAAACGUACCCCAACAGAGUUUACAAACAGCUAAAAAACAUUGUAUGCAUUUAUUAUGUUUCUGUAUUGUUAUUUGUUUUAAAUUAAGACUUUAACACUCCUUUCAGUGUUUUACAGAUUUUUCAGAGAUAAAAAGUGAAAAGUUUAUUUAAAUAAAAGUUAAAUAUGACACUGUUAUAAAUAUUGAAAUGUUUUUGACAUGUCUCCUGUCAGUCAUCAGAACAGCUCUCUCUCUCUCUCUCUCUCUCUCUCUCUCUCUCUCUCUCUCUCUCUCUCUCUCUGGAUGAUGAUAAAACAGACAUGUAAACAUGCCGCCUAAGUUAAGAAGUUGCGUGUUUGCCUCUGCGGUCAGUCUUUUGUGAUCUUUGGGGGAGCCAGUUCUCAUCUGACCAUACAGCAUGAAUAUAAUGACCAUUAGCUGCUGUAUAUGUAAUAUCAUUAAGUAAAUUAGCUGAUGUUACUAUUUGGUGGGUGAUAUUUAAAACUAGCUGACUGAUUUCGUUCAAUUUUAGGAGAAUGAAGUGAUAUUCGCUGUUCGAACUGGCUGCAGUUGGUAUCUGUUUAUUGUCUGAAAUCCAUUAAAUAAGGCAGAUAUUACGCAGGCAGUGGUCAGUGAAGAGUCCCUCGCUGUCUGGUUGGCACGGGCUGCAGUUAGUAUUCAUCGUUUGCAACACCAGGCUGAACUAAAGCUGCACAACCCAGCAGAGACAUGUCCGCUGAGCAUGUGCAUGCAGUGGCGAAUCAGAGGCCUUUAUAAGCUAAUCAGGGACGUUAACUCAAUGUUUAAGCAGUCUAAUCAGAGUUAUUAAUGGGAGAAAUGAACGAGAGGAUUGGAUCGCCCAAUAUGGCGGAUGUAGAAAAGGAAGUCCUUCCUUGCAGGUAAAAGAGCCUUUACAAUGACUACAAACAUCACCUGUCAGUCAACUCGAGAGUGUGUAUGCGCAUUUGCUGGACUAGCUUGACAGAGUUUUUUAAGCGUGAACACAAAGAAGCACAUUUUAUGAGACCAGUGUUGUCAGAUUUUACUGCUGAUUUUAAAUAUGUUCUUUAAUCAUUAUCUUGACCAACCCUUUUGGAGAUUUCGGUCUUUCUCUUGCAAUGUAUAUCUAACACCCCAAUAAAAGUAGAACGAUCCCGUUAUAAUGAACAAGGCGUUGUAAAUGUGUC
This is a messenger RNA of Xyrauchen texanus (razorback sucker), 8955 nucleotides long. RefSeq names its product trinucleotide repeat containing adaptor 6Bb.1 (gene tnrc6bb.1). Gene Ontology annotation, cellular component: nucleoplasm; P-body. The transcript is spliced from 21 exons. Gene Ontology annotation, biological process: miRNA-mediated post-transcriptional gene silencing; positive regulation of nuclear-transcribed mRNA poly(A) tail shortening. Gene Ontology annotation, molecular function: nucleic acid binding. The record is from RefSeq and is a predicted model, not a curated record. The coding region runs from base 175 to 5124 and encodes 1649 amino acids. Lineage: Eukaryota; Metazoa; Chordata; Actinopteri; Cypriniformes; Catostomidae.